AUGGGUUCUAACUUUAUAAUAAUGCUAGCAUUAAUAUUUGCUUUAACUUGUUCCAUUGCCUUUGCUUCUGAUCCUAGUUCUCUUCAGGAUUUUUGCGUCAAAGAAUCCAGCAGCUCAGCAUUACUAAAUGGGUUUGUGUGUAAGGACCCAAAGCAGGUCGAAGCUAAUGAUUUCUUAUUCAGCGGGCUUCACACAUCGGGGAACACAUCAAACGCAGUUGGUUCUCGAGUGACUCCAGUUACUGUAACUCAAAUUCCAGGGCUCAAUACUCUAGGCAUCUCACUUGCCCGAAUCGACUAUGCCCCAUGGGGUAUUAACCCACCACACACUCAUCCUCGUGGUAGUGAGAUAUUGACUGUUUUACAGGGCAGCCUCGAAGUGGGCUUUGUCACCACCAACCCUGAUAAUCGUCACAUCACAAAAGUUCUUCAAAAGGGUGAUGUCUUUGUUUUCCCAGUUGGACUCAUUCAUUACCAGAGAAACAUUGGACAUGGUUAUGCAAUUGCCAUUGCUGCUUUGAGUAGCCAAAAUCCUGGGGUUAUUACCAUUGCCAAUGCAGUCUUUGGAACUACACCAAAUAUCUCUGAUGAUAUUCUUGCUAAGGCUUUUCAAGUGGAUAAGAAUGUAGUCUUGAAUAUUCAGUCUAAGUUUUAG
Messenger RNA from Humulus lupulus (European hop), 654 nucleotides. Its product is annotated as putative germin-like protein 2-1. The record is from RefSeq and is a predicted model, not a curated record. The coding region runs from base 1 to 654 and encodes 217 amino acids. NCBI's taxonomy places the organism in Eukaryota, Viridiplantae, Streptophyta, Magnoliopsida, Rosales, Cannabaceae. The transcript is spliced from 2 exons. Gene Ontology annotation, cellular component: cell wall. Gene Ontology annotation, molecular function: manganese ion binding.